UUGAUAGACGCGCUAUUGUGUAUAGCAUUUGUUUUUUUGUUUUUUUUUGUUUUUUCGUUUUUUUCACUUUACUUUUAACUCCCGGAACCUAUAUGGUGGAUAUUAAAACCACUUCGUCUGCUGUAUGGUGGAUAAAGUAUCCUCAACAACAAGCGGAACAUACACAAUCAAGGGCCAUCAGGUUGUGCCAGGAUAUGACAGAUUUAUUUUCCAAUAUAUCCCUGCACGGCUACAACAAACUUUUCGACAGUGAAUUGUUAUUAUAUGAAAAAUUAAUUUGGUUAUGCCUGCAUAUUACAACUUUUGUGGUAAUGAUAAUAAUUCUGUCAUUCACUUGGGAUUAUUUUGUUGCUCAGUAUUUUGCCAUUAAUUUGCAUGAUCCCCUAUAUCCAGUGGAGAAAAUUGCAUUUCCGGCCAUUUCCAUAUGUUCCAAUAAUCGCAUUUCAUAUCAAGCCGCCGAAAAUUACGCCAUUGAACUGUAA
Messenger RNA from Glossina fuscipes, 482 nucleotides. RefSeq lists its product as uncharacterized. Gene Ontology annotation, cellular component: membrane. Gene Ontology annotation, biological process: sodium ion transport. Lineage: Eukaryota; Metazoa; Arthropoda; Insecta; Diptera; Glossinidae. Bases 93 to 482 code for a protein of 129 amino acids. The record is from RefSeq and is a predicted model, not a curated record. Gene Ontology annotation, molecular function: sodium channel activity. The transcript is spliced from 2 exons.